CAGCUGAUACGCUAUUUCUGUGGAAGCCUGCUUAUGUCAGGUGUUUGAAAUGCACUUCAGCACUUUCCAGAUAGGCUGUGGUUGAGAUGUACUUCGUUUUGAGUUAGAGAUCUCUUGACUUGUGGCUUAUUUGGCCGCUGAAUCCAAAACCAGUUAGAGAGGACACCAGUGUAUAGAAAAAUUCUCAUGUUAAGCCAUCGGGUCUUGAUAACCUGAAAAAGGACUGUGUUCGCAACAAGUCGAUAUUUACAGUUUCUUCUGGUGAACCCUGAAUUGCAAUAUGGCUGCCUAAACCCCUUGAAAGCGAAGUCUGAAGCCUGGGAGGUUCUUAGGUUUGCCAUGGCCUGGAAGUUUGCACAAAACUACCUCCCUGGCUUCAGGCUCGCCCCUCCUCUUACCAUAUUUCAUUAUGAAUAUAGUGGAAAGCAGCCAAUGUAUGUCUAAACUGAAGAGCAGUGGGAUUGAGAGUGAUCUGAGGUACGACUUGUCAUGUGAGCUCUACAGGAUCUCUACCUUUUCGACCUUCCCUCUGAACGUUCCCGUGUCCGAAAGGAGUCUUGCCCGGGCUGGUUUCUAUUACAUUGGCCUGAAGGACAAAGUGAAGUGUUACAGCUGUGGCUUGAUGCUGGAUAACUGGAAGAAAGGAGACAGCGCUUUGGACAAGCACAAACAACUCUACCCAAGCUGCAGCUUCGUUCAGAGCCUGGCCUCGGCAAAGAGUCUCGAGUCAUCGUUUCAUUCUGCCUUUUCGCCUCCUGUUACUUUGAUGGGCGCGAAGAUGGAAGUUGAAAGGAAAGCACCGAGUUUGGAUCAAAUUAACUAUUUCAGCGGGCGCUACUCAAGUUUCCCCCAAGAUCCAGUCAUGUCCAGGGCCCUGGAAGACUUGUCCAAUUUCAGGCCCAGGUCUUUCAAUCACGCCAUGAGGGCGGAAGAAGCCAGACUGCGCACCUUCCAGUCGUGGCCCCUGACCUUUCUGGCACCGUCUGAUUUGGCCAAAGCUGGGUUUUACUACGUGGGCCCUGGGGACAGAGUGGCUUGUUUUGCCUGUGGGGGCCAGUUGGGCAACUGGGAUCCCGAGGAUAAUGCCGUGUCGGAACAUCGGAGACACUUCCCCAGCUGUCCUUUUGUGAAAAACCUGUUUGGAAACCUGUCCCUUUUUUCAGUUGCUAACCCGAGGAUGCAAACCAACACUGCCCGCAUCAGCACGUUCACCAGCUGGCCCAUGACGAUUCCGGUUCGACCACAGCAGCUUGCAGACGCUGGCUUCUAUUACGUAGGUUGCAACGAUGAUGUCAAGUGUUUCUGCUGUGAUGGUGGACUCAGAUGUUGGGAGUCUGGGGAUGAUCCAUGGGUGGAGCAUGCAAAAUGGUUUCCAAGGUGUGAGUACCUGCUUCAUGAGAAAGGGCAAGAGUUUGUCCAUCAGGUUCAGGAAAGAUACCCUCGCCUUCUGGAACAGCUGUUGUCCACUUCAGACAUACCUGUGUUUGAAAACACCGAUCCACCAGUCAUUCAGUUUGAACCUGGAGAAAGCCCUUCAGAAGAUGUAGUAAUGAUGAAAAACCCUGUGGUGGAAGCUGCCCUGGAGAUGGGAUUCAGCAGAAGACUUAUUAAGCAGACCAUUCAGAGUAGAAUCCUAACAACAGGAGAGAGCUACAAGACAGUGUAUGAUCUCGUGUCCGACCUUGUCGCUGCAGAAGAUGAGAGUAGGGGAGAAGAAAAGGAAAUACAGUCGGAGGAAGUGACAUCAGAUGAUCUGUCCUUGAUCCGAAAGUACCGGAUGGCGUUGUUUCAGCGCUUAACAUGUGUGCUUCCUAUUCUCGAAAAGUUACUGACCUCCAAAGUCAUAACUGAGCUGGAAAAUAAUGUCAUUAAACAGAAAUCACAGACUCCUUUGCAAGCACGAGAAUUGAUUGAUACCAUCUUGGUGAAAGGAAACGCAGCUGCAACCAUAUUCAGAAACUGUAUACAGGAACAUGAUCCUCUGUUAUACCAGGAUUUGUUUGUGGGGAAGAAUGUGACAUACAUACCAACAGAAGAUGCUUCAGGUCUGCCUAUGGAAGAACAGCUGAGACGUUUACAGGAAGAGAGAACUUGCAAAGUCUGCAUGGACAAAGAGGUGUCCAUCGUGUUCAUCCCAUGUGGUCAUUUAGUGGUGUGUAAAGAGUGUGCACCAUCUCUUAGGAAAUGCCCUAUAUGCAGAAGUACAAUCAAGGGUACAGUUCGGACAUUUCUUUCAUGAAGGUUUAAGCGACGCAACUCUGCUGGUUGCAAAAUCCAGUCAAAGAGGGUCAGUAUCCGUCUGAUGCUGCAAGAAAUCAUAGGGUGUACCUUUUGGAUCAAAUGCUUAUUCUUUGGUACUCCAUGAGACAGCCUGAAUUGCUUGCCACUAAAACAGUAUGUUUUGGAUCUAAAUUUAAUUUAUGGUGGCAAGAUCAGCCUAGUCUAUUAUACUUAGCAGCCUUUAAAAGGGGAUGCUCAAUCUCCUCAGUACAUUCAUAAUGAUUAAGUGGCUGGCCUCCACUGUAUGCUGUAGACCAAAAUACCUGUACAAAAGUAUUAUUAUUGUAAAUUAAGCUUAAUGCAGUUGAAGCGUUUGAGCAACUGCUUUCAGUUUCUGUUUAUAUUUAUAUUAUUUUUAUAAGACUGUUCGCUAGUAACCAAUUUUGCAAGUGUUUAUGUGAGAUGUUAUUUUUUUUUAAAGCACUAAUAUUUUUAGUGUAUCUUUAUGAUAAACAAGCCGAUUGGUAACCUUUCAACAAAGCUUCUGGAAUUUUAUUUUUAGACAGUGAAUUAAAUACAGUGAAUUAAAAUGACUUUUUGGAACCUGG
Molecule: messenger RNA, 2828 nt
Organism: Sphaerodactylus townsendi
Lineage: Eukaryota; Metazoa; Chordata; Lepidosauria; Squamata; Sphaerodactylidae
Gene: BIRC2
Product: baculoviral IAP repeat containing 2
Exons: 10
Coding region: 410-2239 (609 amino acids)
Biological process (GO): positive regulation of protein ubiquitination; negative regulation of apoptotic process; regulation of cell cycle
Cellular component (GO): cytoplasm; nucleus
Molecular function (GO): ubiquitin protein ligase activity; cysteine-type endopeptidase inhibitor activity involved in apoptotic process
Source: RefSeq, a predicted model, not a curated record